AUGCUGACCUUGCCCAUAGAUAUCAUACUUCAUAUCGUUGAUGUAGGUAAUCUAGAAAUAAAGGAUGUUUUCAGUUUGUACAAUGUCAACAAGUUGUUAAAACAGAAGCUACUGCAUCCGUAUUUCUGGAAUGUGCUAUAUAAAAGAAUGUUUGCAACAAUAUAUUCAGAAUUAGAGGUAGACUACAAACCCAUAGACUAUUCCAAAGCAUGCCAUACCAUUUACAAAUGUGAGCUAGAACUAAAACAUUCCAUGGCACAGCUUUACGAACCAAGCAUUUCCUCGCCUCAUGAGAGCAGCAACAAGGUACGCCCGGCUAAUUUACCGUGGACUAGCGAGCAAUACCAACGUUAUUGUUUGGACACCAACUACUUACCCACCCUACUAAAAAUGAUUAAACUGGAGAGUAUCGAGCUUCAACCAACUAUGGAAGAUUCCCAAACCCGUUUGGAUUUCCUCAGGGCUUCUGUUGUGGAACAUUUGCUUUCGAACCAAUUGUACAAUAUUGGUCUCGAAAAUAUACGACGCAUAAACUCCCAAGAGGUGUCACCAGCAUCUGCAGAAAAUAUGCUAUUCAGUUUGAGCUUACUUGAAAGCAAAAGUUAUCGUGAUUUCCAUUUUCGAAGGCGAUUCUUGAGGAGAAAGCUAAAACUACUCGACAAGCACUUGAAAGCAUACGUUGUUCAGACGUAUAGCACUUUGAAUGAUAAUGCUACUAAGCUUAGCUUCUUUCUGCACUAUAUCAAACAAGGCUUUCUGUUUUUGCUUAAAAAUUUGGAGUCACGUGUGGUUGAUGAGCAUUCUAUGAUAGUCGAAAAUUUUGACAUUUUGAAAUUAUACAGUGGGAAAUGCAAGGCUCAUCCCUAUCUUUUAUUUGCAACGGCAAUCAAAGUCGUUUACGCAGGAUGGUCCAACUUUGGGCUUAAAGUACCUGGCUUGGUGAAAUGUCCCGUAUGCAGUCCAUGGUGUUUAGUUUACCAAGACGUCUAUUUUAGUUAUGAGUACGGGACAUUAACGAGUCGCAAGCUUGAAGCUGACUUAGGCUACUGGCUGAACAACCAUCAUCUGAUUUCGUAUUUGUUCCAAUUAUUUCACUUCUAUCGCAAGGUGACUGGACGGAAAAAAACAGAUUUUGCUAAAAUCCUUUACAUACGAUCAUUCGAGGAUUACUGCACAGAUUUAAACUUUUUGACAAAGGUGGAUUUUCCGCAUGAAGGACUGGAUUUCGAUUUUGACUUUGAUCAAUUUGUCGAACAUCUCGAAAAAGAGGAUGCUCUUGUUCAUAAAGUUGUUUUCGAACAGGCUAUUGGGGUAACUGAUAUCGAAGAAGUAGACAACAAUAUACUGCUGCCUCUACGGGGUCACGUUAUAAAAACGAGAUACAACAAGCCUGUAGUGAUUUUAAACACAGAUGGGCUGUUUUACAAUGUUCUUACUGUAUCCGGAACAUUCGAAACUAUUAAAAGCGACCGUGUUCGCAUUUGGCAGUUUACGAAUAUUCAGGAAGUAAAUGCGUUUAUUCGCAUGAUAGGAUUGAACUUGUUAUUUAAUGUGGACUUCCAGUAUGUUGAUAUCAACUUGGAGAAAGGGCGUAUAGUUUUUGGGUGA
This is a messenger RNA of Lodderomyces parapsilosis, 1608 nucleotides long. RefSeq lists its product as uncharacterized. The transcript has a single exon. Bases 1 to 1608 code for a protein of 535 amino acids. Gene Ontology annotation, molecular function: protein binding. The record is from RefSeq and is a predicted model, not a curated record. Lineage: Eukaryota; Fungi; Ascomycota; Pichiomycetes; Serinales; Debaryomycetaceae.